AUGGCAUUCAAGAGAAAGGCAGAAGCCGAAACAACGGCCCCUGAAACGACAUUUGAGUUGGACAAGAAGAAACAGGUCUCUGUGAGAACUUUCAAUGGCGUUCGUUUGGUAGAUAUUCGGGAGUUUUAUGUUGAUAAAAACAGUGGAGAGCGUAAGCCUGGCAAAAAGGGAAUUUCUCUCACGGAAGAUGUUUGGAAAAAAUUGCUUGAACUUCAGGGAGAUAUUCUGGGGGCAUUAGAAGAGUUGGGAGGAAAGAAGCAGAGAGUUGAGAAGGAGAAUAAGGAGGAGGAGGAGAAGGAGGGAGAAAAGAAUGUCAAGGAGGAAGUUAAAGAGGAGGUUAAAGAGGAAGAUGAGGAAUGA
Messenger RNA from [Candida] anglica, 360 nucleotides. The record is from the annotation of a GenBank genome assembly. NCBI's taxonomy places the organism in Eukaryota, Fungi, Ascomycota, Pichiomycetes, Serinales, Debaryomycetaceae.